Messenger RNA from Didymella exigua CBS 183.55, 2192 nucleotides. RefSeq lists its product as uncharacterized. The record is from RefSeq and is a predicted model, not a curated record. The transcript has 3 exons. Bases 342 to 2192 code for a protein of 616 amino acids. NCBI's taxonomy places the organism in Eukaryota, Fungi, Ascomycota, Dothideomycetes, Pleosporales, Didymellaceae.
GGCUAUGGUAGAUUGUGGUUGGGCCGCUUGCGAGCCUUUGGAUCUUACUGGUCCUCAAGUACAACGUCCUUAGCCGCAAAGGCGCUAAGAAGCUGAUAAGCACAUGUGAAUAACAUCUCGCAGACGUCAACGCCAUUGUUCCGAUGUCCGCAGGUUUAGCGUGCAUGCAGUCUGCAUCAGGCUGAGAGCUGUCUGGGUACUGUUGCGGGGUACUACGAAAUUGUCCUCAACCUGUUGCGCAUCCAGAGACAAGGAACCUCACAAUUAGAUCUCUGCUCAGAAACGCUAUCUUUUGACGCAUUUCGUACCUCCUUGUUGACGUGAGUCGUGUGCAUGCCGUGAUGAGCGGUCACGCACUUGUCCGUCGAUUCACAGACGAGCAGGGCGGGAACACCACCUUGGAACGCGCCACGAAGACGGCACAGGAAGAGGAGGAUGUCCUUCUCGAGAAAGGGGAGAGAGAUCGACUGAGCGUAUUCUUCGAAAACCCGAAGGGUGACCACAUUUAUUUCCAUCAAGCUGAAGUUGCGAAAAAGACCCUGAACAGGACGUGUGAAGAGUUCUUCAAGCAGGAGCGGUCCUCAGGUCUGGCGAAGUUCUUCGGGAUUCGUCGUAAACAAUCCCGCCAUGCAGCCGACCAAGUGAUGCAGCAAUAUGUUGCUACAAACGUGGAGGAACUCAGAGCUGUUGUUGAAGAGCUCGACCUCAAGUGGCGAGAGAAGCAAAGCAGGGCAAGUGCCAGCCUGAUCCAACAGCAGACAGCACUGUGUUCGACGCUUCAUGCGCACAAGAAAGCCUUUGCUUUACUGCCUUCUCAGAACAACUACGCUUCAUCGCUUUGCGGGGGUCUCACGCUCCUCAUUAGUGCAGCUGUUAAUUACGACGAGAUCGCAGAGAUCCUCUCGGACAAAGUGGCCAGAAUUGCGGAGAAGGUCUCUAGUGUUGCUGAAAUCGUAAAAUUGGUCGAGACACAGAGAAUGUGCGAGCUGUAUGCUGAAAUCCACGCGCAGGUAUUCACCUUCUAUCGAGAUGUCAUAGCUUGGUAUAUGGAGCGCAAGCACGAUCGAUUCGUCAAGAGCUUUAACGAGCAGUUAAAAAAAGGAUAUGAGAAGGCAGUCGAGAACAUCAACGACUGCAUCAACGCAUUACUCAUCCAGACAAAAGUCGCCGAUAUGGCGAUAUCGAAGGCGAUUCUGUUGGGCGUCCGUGGGCUGGAGCGAGAAGUGUAUCGUCAACGGCAAGCGCCACAGUCUGACAUUGCUCACGUGGGAGUAACGAUGCAAAAUUUGCUCCACACCAUGGUGUACAGCAAUGGUAUCCAGCUUGCCAAUGCCGAGGCGAAGGGUAUUAAAGAGCUCUCCCUUUCAAUUCCAGAGCAACCUCUCGCGGCCAAAAUGACAACCGUGAACCGAGUGGAAGCUCUCGCUCAGGCAGUCCGGAUAAAGUCAUUUGCGGUAGGGACCGAAGGACAGGCGCUCUUAAAAGAUGGUAGAUUCUGGAUCCCGCAGGUUGAGGCUUCUGCCAAACUUGUCCAAUGGAGAGCUGAACAUAACGACAAGUCGAGGCUUUGGAUCAAUAGCCCACUGCAAACAAAAGAGAUGCCGAGUUCCCGCGCCGCAGCAAUGACAGUGAUUGUCGCAGCAUGGCAAUCCGAAGAAGCCAUCAUCUCGCAUUUCUGUGAAAGAACAAGGAUGGACGGUCUGUUCGAAAAUCGCAACCCAGAGAAAACAGGUUUGAUCGGACUUGUGUACAAUCUUGUCACGCAGCUGCUUCAAUUUCGCGUAGUAGAUGACGCAGUGAAGAUAUCCGAAGAUGAGAUGGAGGCUCUGAAUGGAUCUGAUGGCAGCUGGGACGCUGCCUUGAUCAUGUUGAGGAGCCUUCUUCGGGCGACGCCUCAACUCUCAAUGUGCGUCAUCGAUAAUCUGAACGUGCUGGCUUUGUCGGCAGGUGCCAACUGGUGUGCAGAGUUUCUCGAUGUCUUGUUUGAGCAUCAGCAAACCUGUGCGCACGCAUUCCGAGUAUUGCUUACGACUGCAGGGCACUCAGGUAUCCUAUCGGGGUAUUUCGAGCGUGAUGAGCGUGUCUUUGUGCAACGAGGUGCACAAGAAGUGCUACAUAGGGAACUCAGGGCGCUCGAGUCUGUGAGUAGCCAAAGACCACAUAGGGAAGGAGAUCAGCGAGAUUGCUGUUAA